Molecule: messenger RNA, 708 nt
Organism: Didymosphaeria variabile
Lineage: Eukaryota; Fungi; Ascomycota; Dothideomycetes; Pleosporales; Didymosphaeriaceae
Exons: 2
Coding region: 1-708 (235 amino acids)
Source: RefSeq, a predicted model, not a curated record
AUGUCGGAACAGCAGAUGGUCUCUGGAUGCGCGAGGUCCAAAUCUUCAAUUCCCGCGCCGCCUCAAGGCGAGCACACCUUCACCGGCACGGAUAUCAAUACGUCCUUCUUCCCAACUACCACCACAAAGAACAUUACAUAUGUGAAGCAAGACAUCAAAGACCCAACGCCACAAGCCUGGCAUAAUGCCUUCGACCUCGUCAACCUCCGCAUGAUCCUCAUCGCUGCCGGCUCCGGCGCCGCACAGCGCGCUGUGGUCAACGAGUACAUUAAGCUCGUCAAGCCUGGUGGUUGGAUCCAGAUUGGGGAUUGCGAUCGCGUCUGCCCGACUCCAGAGGCGGAGAACCCGCGCUAUCACGACAUGUUCGCGUGCAUCCGGGCCGUUUGCCAAUCAUCAGGCCUGGACCCUCUAGAGGCGCCCAAGAUCAAGUCAUGGUUGGCGGAAGCGGGACUCGAGGAGGUACAAGAGCGGACGGCGAUGCGCGCGGUUGGGAAGCGGAAUGUGAACGAGGAGCUGGGGAAAUUGGGAAUUGAGGCGGAUUUGCUUAUCGCGAAAGGGUUUGCCAUGGGUGCGAAGGGGUUGGAUCCAUCUUUCAAGCCCUUACCGGAUGAACGACUGGAUUCGCUAGUGCAUAGUCUGGAGACCGAGUUGACCGACACAGGAGCGUAUUUUCCGAUGCGCUUCAUCUGGGGCAGGAGACCACUCUAG